Molecule: messenger RNA, 3286 nt
Organism: Desarmillaria tabescens
Lineage: Eukaryota; Fungi; Basidiomycota; Agaricomycetes; Agaricales; Physalacriaceae
Exons: 19
Coding region: 54-3263 (1069 amino acids)
Biological process (GO): cytoskeleton organization
Cellular component (GO): cytosol
Source: RefSeq, a predicted model, not a curated record
AGUACGACGACUAUACCAUUUCCACUUCAUGCAAGUCAAUUAGACGCGUCAAAAUGUCGUUUAUUGGACCAAACCCAGAUGGAAAUGGGGUGAACAACGCGAAUCAGGAUUCCAUUACUCUCGGCCAGUUGAGGACCAUGGUUAAUUCUAUACCUAAACCGAAACAAUGGUGGUACGACUACAACUAUGAUGAUGAAGACUCAGUUAUGAACGAGAUCGAUGAGCUAUAUUCGUAUGUCGAGAUGCCCCAGGUAGCGGAGAAUUUGAGGGCGUGGCACGGAUCUUUCGAUGGAGAAUGGACCAAGACCCCACCUCCCCAGCGCAAAGCUCACGUCGAACUGCUCCUCGAAGGACUCGAACACCGAGAUGCCGUGAUUCGGUUCACAAACGCGCGCCGGCUUUUCUACAUCGUCCAAGGGACGUUUGCGGAGACAGUAUCACCAGAACAUCAGCUUCAUUGGAUCUUUGAAAACUGCAAAAUUGUCCGAGCAGCGAACGGUGUUAGCGCGAUCGUGGAAGCCAUGAAGAUUGCAAGUUCAAAACAUGAUUUGCUAUGUAGUCUCUCGGACACCGAUAUUGCGCAUUUGCGUGUUUCACCCGAGGAGAAGUCUAAUCUCCUGGAAGAAGUAUUGACAGAGCUUUCUGUCUAUGUCGGGAUGUUGUACCAUUUGAUUGAGAUAUUCAAGGGACAUGACGAGUUCGCAGACGAAUUGAUGAGUCUGGACCCGCCCCUUCCCGUCUACGUGUUUAGUGUCGUCUCAGGUCUACGUGAUAAAAGUGCUAAGGGAUAUCCUGUGAAAAAGCUGUUAUUGCUCCUUUGGAAAACUUUAUUAGCUUGCUUUGGUGGAUACCGCGAUUAUGCUAGGGUCAAAAAACUUGCGAGAGAACUGGGAGGACUGUCGAAUAGUCCCGAGGCUCCUGAAGGUGCCACAAUCAUCAAAUCGUCACCUUUCGACAUUGAAGCAUUCCGUCAAGAAACCUUUGUGAAAUACCCCACCUUCACUCCUCCCCCACCUCCACCUAUCGAGUCUCCCAUUCCCAAAUUAGCCAGUCCAAAUUUCACAUCCAAGUUGGCACAAGCAUUCUCCCCCAUUCCUGUACGCCAUCACUAUCACAACGACGAGUCCGAGAAUCAGCCAAACCUUCCUUCGCACAAUAACAUGAUGUUCCAUCAGCAGCAUAAUAACGGCUAUCGACCUAUCCCUCAACCAGCGACUCCUGCUCCUUCGCCACCACCCCCCGUCGGUCCAAAGCCGAAGAAGCAGCAGUACCAAACAGACCAGAACCGGCCUUUCUUGUUUCCCUUCUCGAAAACUCAGAGUAAAGAUGCUAGACUCGUGCCGUUCGCCAUCGAUGAAGCCGAUAAAUUGUAUUCUAGGCACAUGUACGUCAGUCUGUCAUUGACUCAAAUGUGGCGAACCAGGGAGGAUUGUAUGACCUUUGAGAGCGGGUUAGAUCAUAUGCCAGGGUCAGAGGGUGAAUUCGAGCCGUCAACCUUCACAGCAAAGGAAUCGGAAUCGGCUGAGCCAUUGCCUGACGUCGCCCUUCUAGAUGCCAAAAUCGCUGAGGCGACCGAGGCCGUGGAACGUGCGGAGACCCCCGCGGAGAAGCGAAAGGCGAAAGAACGACGGGAAGAUUUGAUGCGCCUGAAACGCGUCGAGCAGAUCUACAGUGCUGGUCUACCUGUUCUAUCCGGAUGGGUUCUGGUUUGUCUCAAGCUGCUGUUAGCUACGGUUACAGCAGGCACGAACAUGCCACUUCCGCAAGCAGCUACGAUGUUCCCUGGUGUUGCUUCGCCACAGGAGCCCCCUAUCCCUCCUCCUACGCCAACCCUAGAUGAACUUGAUGUCACUCGACACCGAGAAAUUACAUCCAAGGCCGUGUCCGCCAUUCUGCUCAUGGUUUUGAAAUGGUUCAAGGUGUCACACGUCAUGAAGUUUCAUCACUUAGGGCAGCUAUUACUGGACACAAAUUGCUUGUUACUGCUUCUGAAAAUGUUCGGGUUGCAAGAAGUCUCUACGUCUCUUGUAGUGCGUAAUGAUUCUCCCGAAAACAACUUCUUCCGAUAUUGUUAUCUCCAUUUCUCAAAAAAUCCUCAGCCGAUACGGCCGGAAGACUCUAUGCUGAAACCACCAAGACAUACAAUUACGAAGACGCGUACACUGCCCAACGGAGAUGUUUUGGAGGAAGAGGUCGAGAUGGUUACUGAUUUCUCGUGGAGGAACUUCUUUUCGACCAUCAAUUUUGCGAAGAUUAUGCAGAAGCUGUCAAAACACCGAUCGCAUAGAAUUUGGAUGUUAAUCCAAUACAAAAGCUCUGCGGUAUUGAAGCGGAUACUGAGGGUUCAACAUCCAAUGUUACAACUCCACUUGCUUAAGUUGCUCAAAAGUCAGGUUCCAUUCUGUGGUCGAAAAUGGAGACAAAGCAACAUGAAACUCAUCACAGCCAUAUAUUUGAAUUGCAGGCCGGACCUUCGUGAUGAAUGGUUAACGGGUUCAGAAACUGACGAUGCCGCCGAUGCCUCUGCUCAGGAGACGGCUUUGCGACACCUCGUCAAAUUCUACAACACCAAGCGAUACGGUACCAACGCGACCGCAAACCAAUUCAGCCCGUUACACCGCCGUUCGGGGAGCAUGUCGCAUCACAUAGAAGGUCUCCAUCCCGGUCCGGAGCUAUCUAAUAUUAUCCGGCCCAAUGGAACGCCUAACAUUGUGGAUGCGGAUGUGUUCCCUCCGGCUCGUUCUCAAGCUCCUGAUCCCUCGAUAUUCCUCCCUUACACGGCCGAGGAUAUCAACUUUGAGGAUGAGUACGAGGAGUAUAUAUCCGACCUCGGAUGGUCCGAUGAACAGGGCGGUCCGUUAUUGGAGGGAACCUCCGCCUGGCAUCGGUUCCCGGUGGAUUUCGCUGCUGACAUUGCCGAUGGUAUAAGCGAUAGCGAGAGUAUUGUCUCUAUUGGUGAUCUAGGUGAUGACGCUCGGCUGAACCGGGACGAACCUCAGGGUCAUGAUGAGAAUAGGAAUGACUGGGAGCACAUGAGUCCCAAGACAAUGGCCGCUCUACCCAAAUCUCCUGCUGGCGGAAGACGUUCGAGCUCUGGGAGCGGUCUACGUCCCGUCAUACCCUUUGGCUUGGACAGUGAUAGCCCUAUUGAUUUGGAAGAUGAAGAUGAGGAUCUCCCCGAAGUAGGACACGCUCCUCGUGAGGAUUCCGCAUUUGCCUCUGGUGCGGGUGUAGAUGAAGUGGAGUAUGUUUAUGGCGUUUGAGACUCAUCAAUGUACGAUAUAUG